AGUAUACGCGCGACCGCCGCGUCGGCCGUGUCUGCGCGACUGUCUGACUAUAUGAUUCUUGACUGUCUAUCCUACUGUUCUCUAUGAUGUUUCGUGCGGAUGUAUGAGUGUCGUGAUCAUGUUCGGGGGUUCGUUCGAGGAACUGUAGAGACGUGAAUUUUUUUUUAAUUGUCCGCGCAGUUUUGAAUUUGUCGAAAUGGUAAAUAAGCUUUUAGGCGGUGAACUUGUAUUUAGUUUAGCGUUAAUAUUUUUCUUUUGAUUCUUGAUCGUAAAAGAGUUUUGAAAGAAAAAAUUUUAGUUUUGAAGUAAUAAUCCUUGAUUACUUCGAGGUAAUAAGGCCUGACACUGUGCACGAUACGAUCCUAGAUAACAUCGCACUUUCAAUGCGAUUACAUUACGUAACGCAAACAUUAUCCAAUGUUAAUUAAACAUAAUAAGACUAGUCACGCGCAUCUAUGAACACAAAAGGCACUUCGUGGGAACUCGUGAUACGACACACAUCACUUCGAAAUUGUUAUUACAAAAUUAACAUGCAGAUAUGUUUGCUUUAGCAAAUCAAGCUGUAAAUUAGCGUUGGUAUUGUCGCGUUUAAUGCUGAGAGCUACACUCAACGUACCCAACGCGUACAAUAAAUUUGUAAAAGAUUUCGGGAAGAUAAUUAAUCAAUUGAUACAUAUUGUAAUAUAAUACAUGCGGUAAAAGCAUCGAUACAAUCUUCGCUACCAUUUGAAUCGCAAAGUGUACGUUUGUUUCAAAUCGUUAUCAAAAAUCAAAAACCACAGGAUCACAUUGUUCCCUUUCGACGACCGAAGCUCUCGAGAUGUGAAUCGCCGUGAUUGAAAACGAGGAUGAAGCGAUAGGCCGCUAUUUAUCGUCAUGACAAUCUGGAGCAUCUAUUUCUCUUCGCAUGGAAUCCAUUGCCCUGCGCGCUGUUCCAGAUCCAAAUUCGGCAACGGACCAUUCCCUCGCAACUAUGCGCUGCCAUGCAUCGUUCCUGCCGAGAAUUUAUCGCCCAUGAUCGUUAAUCGAAUCUGCGUUGAUUGCAACUCUCCCCUCUGAAAUUCGCACACUGAUACAUUCCCCAGUCGCGUAGAGCAGCCGAGAGGACUAACCAUCAUCAUCGGCGUAUUCGAAAGUCACGACGCGCCGCGAGCUCCCGGUGAGCCGGGCGGCUGCGUGGUCGUCGUCGUGGCUGGUCAGCGCACGAAUGGACAGGGCCCGUGAUGGAGAACGUGACGGAGUUCGACGAGGACGGGACCCUUGAGCGCAGUUGGCUCGUCAACCGGACACAGAUCGAACUCGCCGACGGCUACCUGCCCAACUGGAUCGACCUGCUCCUCGCCGUCUGCUUCUCGAUACUCAUCGUCAUUACUAUCGUGGGUAACACGCUGGUGAUCGCCGCGGUAAUUACGACGAGGCGUCUGCGGUCCGUCACUAAUUGUUUCGUAUCGAGCCUAGCCGCCGCGGAUUUAUUGGUCGGCUUGGCCGUCAUGCCUCCGGCAGUUCUCCUACAGCUGAACGGCGGUACGUGGGAGCUUGGCGAAGUGCUCUGUGAUUCCUGGGUCUCGCUGGACGUCCUUCUCUGCACGGCCAGCAUACUCUCCCUCUGCGCCAUAUCUAUAGACAGGUAUCUGGCAGUGACUCAGCCCCUAAUUUACUCCCGGCGCCGUCGCAGCAAGCGAUUAGCCGGUCUGAUGAUUGUGGUCGUCUGGAUCUUAGCCGGUGCCAUAACCAGCCCGCCUUUAUUGGGCUGUUUUCCACGUGCCCGUAACGUCGUGGAGACGGAGAAAAAGUGUUCCUACAAUAUGGACUCGUCGUACGUGAUAUUCUCGGCGAUGGGCAGCUUCUUCCUGCCGAUGCUCGUCAUGCUCUACGUCUACGGGCGCAUCUCGUGCGUCAUCGCCAAACGUCACCGGAGCCUCGAGUCGACCGACGCUGUCAGCACCGGCGAGUAUCACAAAGGUAACAGCGCAGGAGCCGCUGCUGGGAAGCAGAAGUCUCUGCUGGCGGAAUCGACCAACUGUCCGAGGGCGCAUCGAAGAUCUCAAAGGAGGCACUUUCACGCGGCGGCGGACCGAGCGAAGGGCCCAACGAAAGCGAUCUCCCGAACGAUGUUAGCCUCGCGACUGUCCACGGCAUCAGUAUCCGAAGGAACAGCAAGCGAGGUUGCCCAAGAAAGUACGAAGCAGCAGCAACAAACUUCAUCACCGGCUUCGGCGACGAUGACCGCGCUACAGGUACCGGAACCCGAGGUACACGCCAGUCCGAGUCGAAAGACGCCGAUCGUCCGAACUGGAACUCUGCGAAGUCAUCAGCACAGCUGUAUCAAUAGGGUGACGAGGGAAACCAAGACGGCUGGAACUUUGGCCGUCGUCGUCGGUGGUUUUGUACUCUGCUGGCUGCCCUUUUUUCUUCUGUAUUUAGCGACGCCAUUCGUACCCGGGGAGAUGCCGGAUUACCUCAUGCCGUUUCUUACUUGGCUUGGCUGGAUAAACUCGGCGAUAAACCCGUUCAUCUACGCUUUCUACUCGGCCGACUUCCGCAUGGCGUUCUGGCGCCUGACCUGUCGCAAGUGUCUUCGCAGCCGCUUCGACUCGAACAAUCCAGCAGCGGAUCGUGCUCCCCAGGGUGCACCGCCCAGUUGGAGGCGCCAGACCUCGAGGACGUGAGACAACCCCGUCAAUGCCAGCCAAGUCGUCUCUUUCUCCUUCGACUGAUAAGGACUACAUACUGCGCUAUAUAAUAAUGUAUCUCUUUACUCUUUUUACGCCGUGAGUUUCGCUCGUCUCUUACAUUACUAUCUCGGAAUUGUUCCGCUUAAAUCGAGAAAUCAAGACGAAGAAGCGCUAACAUAAGAAGCUCGUGUAAAUAACGCAAAUGUAAUUGUAUACACACCGUGUAAACACCUGUGAUUCGUCAUUUUUUCAAUAGAGACUCUGUUUUUAUCGGACAUUUCUGAUGAUAAUAUCGGUGCGUUCUAUACGUGUAUACCUUUUUGCCUUGAGUUGAUACUUUAUGACAAUGAAGUGUAAUUUAUGGUCUGAUGAAACCAAAGAAUAUCGCAUUAAUUAUUCGUUAGGUGCGCAAGAGAAUGUUAAGUUUACUCGUUUAUUUAUUGACUAUAGUGUUGUUUAAUUAUGCAUGUUUCAAAACUCGCCGAUUGAUAUUCAAAUCGGAGAAUCGCAUUAUCUGUUGACGGAAAGAAGUGUAAAUAUUACAUAAGUAAUUGUAGAUUUCUAUAUGCGGAUUAUCAGCUAUUGAAUCAUUGAUAAUUGUUCAAUCUUGCAAAAUAUAGAGGCAAAUCGUGUAAGAUCAACUACAAAAAGCCAAUUGAGGUUUUACGUUAAAUUUAUAUAAUACUCUACUAUACUGACAUUAUUGAAGAUAAUACUUAAUUUUAUGCACAAAAAAGUUGACUCAGCAAUCUUCCUAACUAUUGUUUUAAAACUAUAGCAGAUCUCUUAGAUUUAUUGAUGUAUAUACAUUAUAUAAAUCCCGUUAUACAUGGAGCGUUAUACAAGUUCGAUAAUUUUCGAACAAUAAAUUGACCAUUGAAUUCUCAUCAGUGAAAAUUUGUGCUGCAGAUAAAGCAAAACAGAUUUUUGGCAGAAUAUCUCGCAAGAAGUAUGACGAUCAAAUCUAAGUCGAUAAGAUUCGUUAAUGUAUUAUAAAUUAAGCAGAUGUUAAUACACUUAUAUAUUAGAAUGUUAUAUUUAUUAAAUGUUAGACGAUUAAUAAUUUAUAUUUUUCUAUUAGAGAUUGGUACGUUUAAUUUAAUCCUCGGCGUUAAGAUGAUUCGAUUGCGAAGUUUUCAAAUAUUUGAAAGAAAAGUAACUUCUCUUUUACAAAAAGCAAUGUGUGUAAAUAACAAUAACAUUGAUAAUAUACAGUUCUCACCAAAAAUCUUUUAUAAAUACCCGCGAUACCAAUAAGCUAUUGCGGUAAUUCCAUAUAAAAAUACUUGUACGUACAUUCGUAUUGGAUUCGUAUGUUUAAAGUAAGUAAAGCAAGCCACGCGAAUAAUGCUUUUGCGUUCGUUAACAGGUAUAAUAAGGCCGUGGAGGUUUUUACUACUAUAAAAAUUAAAAACAUCAAUGUCGAGUAUUGAUCACCAUUGUUUUAUUAUCCGUACAUCUUGCAUGAUUAACAUACAGUAUUUAUGUACAACGUGACGUAAGUUACAAACGAAACUAUUACCAAUGUUAAUACAAAAAGAAAAUACAUUUACAAAUGAUCUGUAACGAAGUUAGAACAAUCACUGAAGCACUCCCAUCGAGCUUAUCGAGGUGUAUCGACUUAAUAAAAAAAUCUUGUACGCGUUGUAAAAUCGCAUUUCUGAUGCUGCGACGAGAUACAGCGAAGCUUUUGUUCGAACUGCAUCGCCGUAGUAUCGCGAAAAAUUAUAUAAUAAAUAAAAUCGAAAAUAAAACUGAAAUGGUAAAAAAACA
Messenger RNA from Nasonia vitripennis (jewel wasp), 4448 nucleotides. Its product is annotated as putative tyramine receptor. NCBI's taxonomy places the organism in Eukaryota, Metazoa, Arthropoda, Insecta, Hymenoptera, Pteromalidae. Bases 1224 to 2669 code for a protein of 481 amino acids. The transcript has 9 exons. Gene Ontology annotation, molecular function: G protein-coupled receptor activity. The record is from RefSeq and is a predicted model, not a curated record. Gene Ontology annotation, cellular component: membrane. Gene Ontology annotation, biological process: adenylate cyclase-activating adrenergic receptor signaling pathway.